CGGCGCUCGUGAUAGCAAUAACUGUCGUCUGAGGCGGGUGCUUUAGUGUUAAUUAGCUAGUUAAAAUGGAGGAUCGUUUUGCUUUUCUUGCUGAGUGGUAUGAUCCUGCAGCGGGUCUUCUGCGGCGCUACCAGCUCUUCUUCUACCCCAAAGAUGGCUCUGUGGAAAUGUUUGACGUGAAGAACCAGCGGAUAUUUCUGAGACGGACCAAAUACGAUGACCUCCACCAGGAGGACUUGUUUGUGGGAAACCGAGUGAACGUGUUCUCGCGGCAGCUAAAUCUGAUAGAUUAUGGAGAUCAGUACACGGCAAACAAACUGGGCAGCAAAAAGGAAAGAACUCUGGCUUUGAUAAAACCAGAUGUGGUCACCAAGAUGGGAGAUGUGAUUGACUUGAUUUACUCGUCCAGCCUCAUUGUGACCAAAGCCAAAAUGACGACGCUGACGUGGAGCCAAGCGGCAGACUUUUAUGUGGAACAUCAGUCGAAGCCUUUCUUCAAUAACCUGGUGCAGUUUGCAUCCUCGGGCCCCGUGGUUGCCAUGGAGCUGAUGGGCGACGAGGCCGUGUCUACCUGGAGGAGGCUCCUGGGACCCGCAGACUCGGCGGCGGCACGGAAGGAGGCGCCGCAGAGCAUCCGCGCGCAGUUCGGGACGGACGUGGUCAAAAAUGUCGGCCACGGUUCCGAGUCGCUCUCCGCAGCAGCCAGAGAGCUGGAGUUCUUUUUUCCUUCCACAAUCGGCCACGGUCCCCCCAACACGGCCACGUUCACAGACUGCACAUGUUGCAUCAUCAAGCCUCACGCCUUAUCAGAAGGUCUGGCGGGGAAGAUUCUCAACUCCAUAUCUGCAGCUGGCUUUGAGAUCUCAGCUCUUGAAAUGUUCAACGUGGACCGGGCCAACGCAGAGGAGUUCUUUGAAGUGUACAAAGGUGUUGUCACAGAGUACCAUAGUAUGGUGACAGAGCUGUGCUCCGGACCCUGUAUGGUUCUAGAGAUCCACGGCACAGACGCACCCAGAACCUUCAGGGAGUUCUGUGGGCCGGCUGAUCCAGAAAUUGCCCGACAUCUCCGUCCAAACACCCUGCGAGCUCUUUACGGCAAAGACAAAGUGAGAAACGCCGUCCACUGCACAGACCUCCCUGAAGACGGUGUCCUGGAGGUGCAGUAUUUCUUCAAGAUCCUGGAUGGAUGAAAGCAAAYGGAUCGUGGUUUAGGUUAAACUCAAAGACUUGACGUGUCUCAGUUUUCUGUUUAUUGUUUCAACCUUAUGCAGAUUAAAUAAAGUGACAAGAGCGGA
Molecule: messenger RNA, 1295 nt
Organism: Austrofundulus limnaeus
Lineage: Eukaryota; Metazoa; Chordata; Actinopteri; Cyprinodontiformes; Rivulidae
Gene: nme7
Product: NME/NM23 family member 7
Biological process (GO): UTP biosynthetic process; CTP biosynthetic process; GTP biosynthetic process
Cellular component (GO): centrosome; axonemal microtubule
Molecular function (GO): ATP binding; nucleoside diphosphate kinase activity
Source: RefSeq, a predicted model, not a curated record